Molecule: messenger RNA, 6885 nt
Organism: Lecanosticta acicola
Lineage: Eukaryota; Fungi; Ascomycota; Dothideomycetes; Mycosphaerellales; Mycosphaerellaceae
Source: the annotation of a GenBank genome assembly
AUGAGCCAACCUCCCGCUCACCAUCAAGAGGCCUCACCAGCAGCGAACGACAACUUGACCUCACACCCCACCGCUCGCCCGCAACCCUCCAGGAACAGCUCCUUGGAGGCACGACAAGGGUCCCGCCGAUUAACACCCAUUACUACCAACAGUGCUAGCCAAAGCAGAUCCGACAGUCUCGCCUACAGCCCGUCGCGCGGAGCAUUCUCGACCACACACGCCGCUUCACUUGCGUCCAGCCGACGAGUCACGAGCCGACCCUCUUCGACUUCAUCCAACAACUCCUUGUUCUCACCGACCGGUUCCGCGCACGCGACCGGUCAUAUAUACCCCAUUGCAGGACGGCCGCGCCACGUCGCCGCUUCAGAUAGUCCUCGUCUCGCCUCGUCGCUUGCGAGCUUGUCAUCGAGCGGUGGAGGCGCCGGCGGAGGGUCUUCAUCUCGACUCGCACGGCGCUCGCCAUCACUCUCGCUGUCGAACAGCACCGGGUCCCCGGUUUCAUCGACCGCAGGCUCUUCCGGCCAGCUCGGCAGUCUCGUCAUCUCUCAAUUAAACAUUCUUCUGAGCACUCUGAAGGACGACUCGGAUCAAGUGAAGUGGGAGACACAGGUGGGAAAGAUCAGAAAACUGGUAGAUGAGGGCGGGAUGGAGCACUUCACAACAUAUUUCAGGCGCCUGCUGCAGGCAAACGCUCCGCAGAUCUUUCCAGGCACGCGUGCGCCGCCAGGUACGGAAAAUGCAGGAAGCUACCAAUUGCUGGUAGAGGAGGUGCAGAAACUUGCAAAGGAACCACAGCAAUCAGGAAAGAUCGCGCAGGCGCUAGACACGACCGAAGGAGACCUGUUCCGGGACUUUGAUUUGGUCACGUUUCUCGACCACUUUCGACUCGACCCAGCUGCCAACAUCGCCCUUGUGCUUGCGUGCAGAACAGCUCAGAAGCAGGAUCUCCGUGCCAAAGCUGAUAUGCUUCUGGCUGAGAGCUAUCAGUCACUUCCCAGCAGGAUAGCCAACUUGUCACACAAUGACCCCGAGAGCGAUCUUCCUGCAUCUGUACUGGCUUCGAUCGUCGAACGCCUGAUGUUGGACCCACCACGCAACUGGGGCGACGAACAGCGCGACAGUCUAUUCUACGCCAUCAAACUUCGAUUUAACAAUCUGAGAAUGCGUGCUCCAGCCAUAGUGGAAUUGGCGAUGUUCUUGGACGAGUUACUCAACUCACAGGACUCACGGCUUGCCAACCUGGUGAGACGUACUGGGCCUCAGGGGACUUCCAGCUUACAAGCCUGCACGGAAAUGCUAGCGGGCGUAGAGGUUCGCGAUAUAUCAUACAUCCAGGUUGCAAACGCACUCCUCUUCAUGGUGAUCGUCUCGACCGGCGAGCAUUUCGACCCCAGCGUCUUCGUUGAUGCACUCCGGCAGCAUCGAGCCGGAGCAAAGAUCGACUGGACGGACGUAGUUACAGGCUUCGACAGGGAGAAUCCAAAGGCUCUAAAGAAGCAGUUUCUCGGACUAUACAAUGCCUUGCUUCCCCUGGCUCGGGAAUAUGCCAACUUUGAUAUCCAAGCCUUGUGGGGAGGUCAGUGGACGUAUCAGGAGACUCAACUCAGCUACGUCGUUGCCUUCUUGACGACUACGCCAGAGGAGCUGGACGUCAUGCAAAUCCCAAAUUUGAGGCAGUCUUUUGAACUGUCAGACUUCGCCCAAGCCUCGGACAGUGUACGCGCAUAUGCGGAACAAGCUGUCAAGCAUCCUCUGGUAUCUCGAGAUGCAACCGAGGCCCUCUUCACUUUGAUCUUCAAGUCGCAAGAAUGGUAUCAAACCGCUCAGCGUUACGGUAUUCCCGAAGAUGUCAUUAACCCAAACAUGACGAUAUUCACAUGCGCAGCUUCGGCGGUCCCAAAACCGUGGCAACCCUUGCAGGACCAAGCGCUCAAACAGCUCUUCUUUCCGUUCCUUCUGAAACGUCACGAUAACUACGAGUUCGUGAUGCAUUCCGUGUGGCAACACGAUAAGUCAUGGACGGCCACUCGCUUGGUCGAGUUUCAUCAAUCAGACCCGAUGUUGAUGCCAUUGAUUUUGGAACAUGCAUUGGCACAUGGCUGGCUGGAACUACUGCUCACUAUUCAAAGCAUGUUCGCCUUGGAUCUUGCCGCCCACGCACACGGCAGAGGCCACUGUAACCUGGACGAGUGGGCGCAACAGCACAUCAACAUGAUGGGUCCAGCAGCUUUCGCCAGAUUGUUGGGGGACUUCUUGAAGUCGAAGAUCGACGAUGAAGCACUAGUACAACGGGAGCACUCCAAUCCAAGCACCGUUCCGCUUACAGUCAACAGCGUGCGAGCGCUGCUCUUGCUCAUUAUGCGCCUGGUCGGCGAAGAGAUGACAGGUCCUUUCUACCGGCAGUGCCUGGCAAUCUAUCCACGACUCUUCAAUUACGGCCAGAGCGAAAACAUUGAUGCUGUCAUUGAUGCCAACGGCGAGCACGGCAACGUACUCCCAGAGAGCGCGACCAAGGAGAUGGAGGAGCGGUACAAGGAAAUGUACGGCGGUACAAGCAACCCAGAAGCUCUAAUCACAGAACUCAACCGUCUGAAGGAGUCCGAUGAUCCCGCAGAGCAGGACCUCUUUGCUGCCAUGCUGUAUGGGCUGUUCGAGGAGUACAACUGUUUCGGAGAGUACCCAAAUGAGGCACUUGCAACAACCGCUGUCCUUUUUGGUGGACUCGUCAGCUACCGGGUUCUCUCUGACAUUGCCGAACAGGCUGCUCUUUCCAUGAUAUUCGAUGCUGUGUCGGAGUACGGCCCAGAGGAUCCGAUGUACAGAUUCGGCCUUCAGGCCUUGCUUCAUGUCCUCAACCGGCUAAAGGAGUGGCCACACCUCGCCGAGCGGAUCUUACACACCCCAUCAUUGGUUGAUACCCAAGCCGAAAAGGAAGCGGAGAAGGCUUUGAACGAGUUGCAACAGGAGCACGUCGCUAUGAAUGGUGAGACCACAAAUGGUAUUGCCAAUGGCAUUGCCGACGAAGAAUUUGCAGCGGAUGCCACGCCCACCUUUACGGCCAUCCAGAUUGAUCCACCAACUGUUGAACAUUUCUUUGAAGAGCCCAACGAAGAUAUCUCUGACAAAGUCACGUUCGUCCUGAACAACGUCUCAAAGAGAAAUUUCGAUGAAAAAUUCAAAGAGAUCGACGAGGCGCUUGACGAGAAGUACAGCCAAUGGUUUGCGCAUUACUUGGUGGACGAGCUCGCCAAGUCGCAGCCAAACUUCCAAUCGCUCUACCUAAAUGUCCUUGAGAAAUUUGACAAGAAGAUCAUCUGGGCUGAGGUGCUACGGGAAACGUACAUCAGUUGUCGAAAGAUGUUGAACGCUCAAACCACCAUGGAAAACCAGCAUGAGCGAACGCUCCUCAAGAAUCUUGCGACUUGGCUUGGAUCUAUCACUCUCGGUCGGAACCAGCCCAUCCUUCACCGAAAUCUUUCGUUUAGAGAUCUUUUGAUCGAAGGCUACGACACCCAGCGACUGCUCGUCGUCAUACCCUUCACAUGCAAGGUCUUGGUUUCGGCCAAGAAUUCUCAAGUGUUCCGCCCUCCGAAUCCCUGGAUCAUGGAGCUUUUAGGAGUGCUCAGCGAGCUGUAUCACUGCAUGGAGCUCAAGCUGAACAUGAAAUUCGAGAUCGAGGUGCUUGGUCGGGAGCUUGACAUUGACAUUCACGAUGUCCCAACGCUUGACGCCAUCCGCUCGAGGCCUCUGCUGGAUCAAGGCAUACUUCAAAACUACGUACCCGAAGCCGGACCUGACGCUUUCGGAGACGUGGCGCUCAUGGGCCUUGCCAAGCGUGGUCCAAAUGAGCGUUUCUCACCCGACGCCGUAAUUCAGGCCGUGCCAGAUCUCGGAAAUCUUCUCCAGAUUCCGCAAGCGGCUGGCAAUAUCACGCAGCAGCAGCUACGGAACAUUUUUGUUUCCGCUGCCCAGCAAGCCAUUUACGAGAUCAUCGCUCCUGUCGUCGAGCGCUCUGUCACGAUAGCGUCCAUCUCGACCGCGGAGCUGGUUCAGAAGGACUUUGCUACAGAAGGCGACGAGGAAAAGCUUCAGACCUCUGCCCACACCGUCGUCAAGGCUCUUUCGGGAAGUCUGGCCUUGGUCACCUGCAAGGAACCGCUGCGUAUGAGCAUCACAAACAAUAUCCGUAUCCUUGCCUCAAGGAGCCUACCCGAGCAACUUCCGGAAGGUCAAAUCUUGAUGUUUGUCAAUGACAACAUAGACACCGUGUGCAACCUUGUCGAACGAGCUGCUGAGGAUCACUCCUUGGCGGAGAUUGACUUGCAACUUCAGCAAGCUUUGGACGCUCGCCGCCAACGCAGUGAGCAGCGACCAAACGAGCCUUUCGCUGCUCAUGUUCCAGUCAAUCGCUGGGCAACUCUGAUUCCGGAACCUUACCGCCAGGAUCAAAAUGGCUUGAACCGACAACAGCUUGCCCUCUACGAGGACUUCGGACGUCAGGCGCGCAUCACGCCUGCUGUACACGCAAACAACGUAUCCCAAGACAGCAAUCGACAAUUACCGGAUGUGUUGUCGGAGGGCUAUUUGCCAAACUUGCCCACCCCAGCAGAAGCUCCAGCAAUGCCACGUCCCACUCAACAGCGGCCCCAAGCUAUGCAGGCGUUGCAGAAUCAGCACCAGGUCAAUGGCUACAUGGAGAAUUCGAACAUCAAUCAGAGGAUCCUUGAGCUCCUGGCAGAACUCUCAGCGACUUCACGAGAUGCAGCGGAAGAGCACGCUAGCGAGGUCGGUGAAGGAUCUCCUAUCCGCCGCGCCUAUGGCACCCUGAUCGGCUUGAUCGAAAGUCAUCCGCAGCAAGACAGCCUCUCCGUUAACUGCGGUACCCACUGUCUGAGCAUCAUAUAUGGUGGCGAGGCCCUGAAGCGACUAGAAGUCGAGGUCUUCGCUCGCCUGCUUGGUCAACUUUGCCGCAUCUCUGUUGCGGCAGCUCGACAUGUGACAGCCCAGCUCAGCGUAGUCGAAGAUGAUCGCAUCUUCAACGCUGUGGCUGCGGUUUCUCUAUACUACGAACGUCUUCUCGAGAUACAGCAGAUUGACGUCCAAGUCUCGAAGGCAAUUCGCGCAGGUCGGGUAGCUGUUGCACUGCCAUUCUUGAGAGACGUCGUAGACGAGCUACUCCUCAGUGACGAGCCUGUCUUCCGCACCGACUUCGUGCUUAGCUAUGAAGCUCUUGCGACCCGCAUGCAUCAAGAGCCGGACACCGAGCUGGGCGGUGAGAUUAUGGCCAAGCUCCAACUUCCUGCCCAUCAAGUCAACGGUAUACCAAGUCCGGAAUUGGAUGGCGCAAAGACGGAGCAGCAAGAAUACGUUUUCGAAGAAUGGCUCAGAUUGCAGCACAAGGAUCUCCCUCUUCGUGCACAUCUUGCUUUCCUCCGGCAGCUCCAUGAUCGGCACGUCAUCUCGUCCCCACUGGAUCUCAUGCAAUUCAUCCGAUCAGCGCUUGAGUUGUCUGUCGUGGAGUUCGAGCGGGCCAGCAGCAUCCCGUAUGGCACGCAGGACCAGUUUUUCAUAGCCAUCGACGCUCUUGCUAAGCUUCUCGCGCUGAUGGUUCUGUAUCAGAGCGCCGUUGACGGUGACGCCCAGGUCGACAAGGGCAAGCCAUUAGAGGCCACCUUGACUAUAGUGCUCCUUAUCAUGAAUGACCAACAGGCCAAGCAUGGCGACCGCUGGAAUAGCAGGGUCUAUUUCCGGCUCUUCUCGACCCUGCUCUGCGAAAUCCACGAUCAUCGCCAUCAGCUCACUCCCGAGCAGGAGCGCAGCAUCUACGAGAAGUUUUACAUUGCGAUGCAAGCCUUACAGCCGAGGAACUUCCCAGGCUUCGUUCAUGCCUGGCUGGCCCUUAUGGGUCACCGUCUAUUUGUUCCUGCAUACCUUGGCGCACAUGGCCGGACCAACGGUGGCUGGAACAUGUUCGCUCAUCUGCUGACAAUCUUGUUCGAGAACUUGGGCCGGCUGUUGAACGAGACCGACGCUUCACCUGCCUCUCAGGACUUUCAUCGCGGCGUUCUACGCUUCAUUGCGGUCCUGCACCAUGACUUCCCGGAAUUCCUGAUCGAGAACCACAUGCAGCUUGACGCGAACAUCCCGCCCCAGUGCUUGCAGCUGCUCAACAUUGUCAAUAGUGCUGUCAGUCGUGGUGUAUUCAACGACCAGCCUGACCCGUUCACACCCGGACUCAAGAUCAAUAGACUGGAGCAAGUACGGCAGGCUCCAGCGGUCCACUGCGAUAUGAGCAAUGUAUUAGACGUGGCAGAGAUCAAAGCAGCGGUUGAUCGGGUAUGCACUAGUGGAAACGACCUGAGCGAGCAAGACUUCGCGGCAAUUUUGACUGCGUUGACUGUAGAGGCGAACAGCGCUUGUUCUCUCACUUCCAACGCUGUUGUCCUCUACAUCGGGGUGCACGCGACAUCUGCAUCCUCAGUCUUCUCAUCGGCGGCUGCACCUGCUCGUCUCUUCGAGCGUCUCUUGCGCGAUGGUGGGUCAAAGAUACGUUACCGACUUCUCUCCGCUAUGGCCAACCAGGUCCGCUAUGUCAACGCGCACACGCACUACUUCUCGACCGCGCUGCAGCACAUGUUCAGCAUCGGAAGUCAGGAACUGCAGGAACAGAUCAUGCGUGUGCUAUGUGAGCGGCUGAUGGUUCCUCGGCCGCAUCCAUGGGGAUUGAUUGUCAUGAUGCUGGAGAUGGUGAAGAGCCCGGUGUACGAUGUCUGGAGCUUGGCGUGGGUGAAGGCCGCCCCGCAGGUGGAGUCAAUGCUUGUCAAUCUCGCGCACUCGCAGGAUCCACGAAUGUCGAGGAGUCCAAUGAGCGGCAUCAUGGGCUGA